AUGGAGAAAGAUACUCCGACAGCAGUUGCUCGCUCAAAUGCUCAAAUCCCCAGCUACAUCAUCGCCUGGAUCGUUACUUCAAAUGUCACAAUUCUUGCCAACAAAUGGAUAAUAAGCUCUGGGGGAUUCACCAUCCUCCUCACAUGCUUGCAUCUCACAUUCGCCUCCAUCGUCACCCAGAUUCUCGCCCGCACAACAAAUUUGCUCCACCGUCGUCACAAUCUACCGAUCGAUAGGAAAUUUUUCCUGCGAAGAAUUUUACCGAUGGGAAUAGUCGCGUCAGGGUCCCUCGUCUGCUCGAAUCUCAGCCUCGUCUGGCUCUCGGUCUCCUUUCAACAAAUGGUCAAGGGCUGCAGUCCCGUUCUAACACUGUUUGUUUCUUGGUUGCUGGGGGUAAGAAAAGUCACCAAGAGCGAUAUACUCAAUGUGAUUAUUAUUGUUGGUGGUGUUGUAUUGGCCAGCGCUGGAGAGGUUCACUUCACUGUGAUUGGUGUCGUAUAUCAGCUGGCCGCACUACUCUUCGAGGCGACCCGCGUUGUUCUCAUCCAAAUUAUGCUCACAGGCGAAGAUAUAGCUCUAGAUCCCAUCGUCGGCCUCUACUACUAUGCGCCACUCUGCGCGGUAAUUAAUUUCUGCAUUAUGUGGGUGGUUGAGGCCCCUCACCUCUCUGUUGCUGAGGUGACUCCGAUGACUUGGGGUAUGAUCUUUGGGAGUGCCGUUACUGCAUUCAUGCUAAAUUAUACAAGCAUGGCAUUGAUUGGCAAGACAUCCGGCCUUACCACGACUUUAGUUUCGAUCUUCAAAAACAUUCUUUUGGUCGGAGUAUCAGUCCUUAUUUGGAGCACUCCAAUCUCCCCGAUCCAGUUCCUAGGCUACUCAAUCAGCAUUGUUGGGUUGGUGCUUUACUCCUUUGGUUUUGGCCAACUGUAUGCAGGUUAUAGAUCACUUAUAUCGUGGCUCGGGUUACAAUGGAAAGAUGAGGCCGAUAUCUUGGGCCAGACGCCUUGA
Molecule: messenger RNA, 1008 nt
Organism: Clonostachys solani
Lineage: Eukaryota; Fungi; Ascomycota; Sordariomycetes; Hypocreales; Bionectriaceae
Source: the annotation of a GenBank genome assembly